AUGAAGUCGACUCCUCUUAUUGUCAAUUGGCACGACAAGAAUGCCCCCAUCUACUCUGCCCACUUCGAGCCGCACGGCAAGGGAAGACUAGCUACGGGCGGUGGGGAUAAUAAUGUUCGCAUCUGGAAGGUCGAUGCAGACGGCGAAGACAGACGAGUCGAGUACCUCUCCACCCUGGUGAAGCACUCGCAGGCUGUCAACGUCGUUCGCUGGGCACCCAAGGGCGAGACUCUUGCUUCGGCUGGAGACGACGGCAACGUCAUCCUCUGGGUCCCGGCAGAGGUGCACCACCCCACCACAUUCGGCAACGAGGGCAUCGUCGACAGGGAGACAUGGCGGACCAAGCACAUGUUCCGCCAGUCCACCUCCGAGAUCUACGAUCUGGCUUGGUCCCCCGAUGCUACAUAUUUCAUCAUUGGCAGUAUGGACAAUAUUGCCCGCAUCUACAACGCCGCCACAGGUUCUCUUGUGCGUCAAAUCGCCGAACACAGUCACUACGUCCAGGGUGUCGCGUGGGAUCCUUGGAACGAAUACAUCGCAACCCAGUCCUCCGAUCGAUCGGUUCAUAUAUACUCGCUGAAGACGAAGGAUGGGCAAUAUGUACUGACCAGUCAUGGCGGCGAAACGCCCAAGGUUGCCAGCCAUGCUAAGAUGGACUUGCCGCCUAGGCGAAUCUCUUCCAGCAGUCCAGCACCGCCUGACAUGGGCCACCGGGCUCAGCUUGUUGCUGCUGUCGACACUCCAACGGCCUCGAUGGGAUCACCUGCACCAUCAGCCCCGGGAACACCCCAGUCUGUAGCUCUACCAAUGAAUCCUCCGAGUGUCGUCAGUCACAGCAGACGGUCGUCCUUCUCUUCUCGAAGAUCUGCGUCGCCAGCUCCAUCGUUACCUCUACCCGCAGUUAUGCCAAUGGCGAUGGAGCCAUCCCCAAAACCGAAUCACACCUCUGGCUUGGGAACGAAAAACGCCAACCUCUACGCGAAUGAGACCCUCACGUCUUUCUUUCGACGUCUGACAUUUACGCCCGAUGGUAGUCUGCUCCUCACGCCCGCCGGCCAAUUCCAGGUCCAACACCAGGCGGAUGGACUCAAAUCUUCCUUUGAGGUCAUAAAUACAGUCUACAUAUACACAAGAGGUGGCAUCAACAAGCCUCCCAUUGCUCAUUUGCCUGGCCAUAAAAAGCCGUCGGUAGCUGUCAAGUGUUCGCCGAUACCUUACACCCUCCGGCAGGCCCCUCCUGUCACGAAGCAUAUCACCAUAGACACAUCUUUGGCAGACGAUCCGGUUCCAGCCCUGCCUGAACCCAUCUCGAAGCCAUCUCCGGCGGUGAUGGAUCCACCCCCGCCACCAAGUUCUGCGUCUGCCGAACCUGAGAAUUCUACCACGCCGUCCAAGCCGUCGAACCUGGAGACUGGAGUAUCGACGCCUGGACCGAAGCCGUUGUUUGCUCUGCCUUACCGCAUGGUCUAUGCAGUAGCAACCCAAGAUUCCGUUCUUCUCUACGAUACCCAACAGACCACCCCGAUUUGCGUCGUGAGCAAUCUGCAUCUGGCUACUUUCACCGAUCUGACCUGGUCAAGCGAUGGGUCUACUUUGUUGAUCUCUUCAUCUGAUGGGUUCUGCUCCACACUCUCCUUCAUACCGGGUGAGCUAGGUCAAGAAUACAAGGGCGAGCUCAUGAGUGCGAAGAACUCAUCAUCAGCUGCUGGUGCUGGUCCUUCAUCGAACCAGUCUACGCCAGUACCUACGCCAACCUCGGUCUUCGCCCCUCCAUCACCCUUUUUAGGCCAUCAACAACGCAACUCUGCCACCUCAUUCCCCGCGCCGUCGCCGCCAGCGACAGCGUCCUUCGUGAGUGCACGGCCUCCUUCGCCUGCACGAUCGAAUUCGACCUCUUCUGUGGCGACCGCAGGCUCCCUCAUGAACAACCCGCCUCUCAUAGGUGGAAAUGUACCGAGUAUCGCAGCCGCUAACUCCGGAAAGGUGACCGGUAUACCGAUGACCACCCCGCCUGAGACGCCCAGUAGCAAUAACGUUGCUGCUGGUGUCAAGAGAGAAGCGAGCGAGAGUGAAAAGGACGAGUCUAGUGACCAACCGAAGAAACGAAGAAUAGCACCGACUCCGGUCACCGAUUCAAAGUCUUGA
Molecule: messenger RNA, 2145 nt
Organism: Anthostomella pinea
Lineage: Eukaryota; Fungi; Ascomycota; Sordariomycetes; Xylariales; Xylariaceae
Source: the annotation of a GenBank genome assembly